AUGGCUCAUCCGCCAAAGGAGGUCCGUCUGAUAGAUUCUGUUUUUCAGCUAGUCACGCACUAUGACAAGGACCCCCAGGUUCGACAAUUCGUCGACCAAAUGGAAUGGUACAUCGUUCCGCUCCUGAACCCGGAUGGGUAUGAGUAUUCGCGGAGUAGCAGCGACCCUGAGAUCCGUCUCUGGCGGAAGAAUCGCAGUCCAGCGAGAUGCAUCCAACAGAGCACAGGUAGGACUUCAACCAUCCAAUGUUUCAUAUGUCAUAAAUUUUUUUAA
Messenger RNA from Cooperia oncophora, 273 nucleotides. The record is from the annotation of a GenBank genome assembly. NCBI's taxonomy places the organism in Eukaryota, Metazoa, Nematoda, Chromadorea, Rhabditida, Trichostrongylidae.